GUAUACACGUCAGACUUGAAUUGGAAGGACAUUCUUCUGGUAUGCACUGCAACACCACUACAAAGGCCUAAGGCAGCUAUUCAUGCGAUGCAAUAUGCUACAUAAGUCUGUGUUUUCAAAGUUAUAACUCUAGUUUUGAAACAGUUGAACGGUUGAAAUCUUGCAUUCGGGUCGUAGUCUUCAACUUCAAUUCAGUUUCACUUAAACUUCGAAUUGGGCGUGGAAGAAAUAGCACAAUGUCUCAAUCGUUCGCUAGUUCAGAAUCGGGGAACCAACACACGCGGGUGACCAGUCGUGCGAAACCGGGCUUCCUGGAGCGACUGAGUGAGACAGCAGGAGGAAUGGUGGUUGGACUUGGACUUUUUGCGCUCUCCUUCUACGUACUGUUCACGAAUGAGGGCAGAGCACUGCGUACUGCAGCAUCCCUUGAUGAAGGUCUCUCUCAAGUGAUCCCCCUUCACCCUUACUCAGGCUUAGAACCUCAGAACAACGGUAACUUGGUCCACCUGUCAGCGAAAUUACGCACUGCACAGCCUCUCCAUGACCCAAACUACAGGGUGGCCUUGCAGGCGGUGAAGUUGAAACGGCAAGUAGAGAUGUACCAAUGGGUGGAGUACCAGGAGAGCAGGGAUUAUGUGGAGGAUGGGGAACAGAAGAGUGAGACCACCUACACCUACAACACAGAGUGGAAGUCCGAAGUUAUUAACAGUCGGAACUUUGAUAAAGAAAUUGGCCAUAUGAAUCCCAGUGCCAUGGCAGUGGAGAGUGUGACUGUGGUAGCUCCAGAAGUGUGGGUGGGACCAUUCUUGCUCUCCAAAGGUUUGGUGGACCAGAUAAAUAAUUUUCAGACCUUGAGUCUGACUGGACUGCCACCGUCCCAUGUGGACCCCUUCCUCACUGUAGACGGAGACUACUUUUACCACACCCAUAACCCACGGCGCCCAGAAGUGGGGGAUGUUCGUGUGAGCUUCUCGUAUGCUGGGCUUAGUGGAGAGGGCACCUGGCCUGGACCUGCCCUCACUGUGAGCACUGUGGCCAUGCAGAGGGGAGAGCAGCUGACACCUUUCAAAACCAAGUCAGGUGAUCCACUGGAGAUCCUCUAUAUGGAGGAACUUACAGCAAAGGAGGUGUUUGAGCGUGAGCACCAGCACAACUCUAUGAUGACCUGGGCUCUGAGGGCUGGAGGUUGGGCUCUUAUGUUCUUGGGUGUCAGCUUGACCGUGCGCAUCGUCCACACAAUGGUGGACUGGGUUCCUAUUCUCAGGGAGCUGGUGUCUUUGGGUCUGAAGCUAUUUGCUUUGACUGUUUCGAGCUCCUUGUCCCUGCUGACCAUCGCUGCUGGCUGGCUGUACUACCGCCCCCUGGUGGCCAUCCUUUUAUGUGCACUGGCACUGCUCCCAAUUCUCCUGGGCCGCUCGCGGGCCCCCACCAAAAAACACCAAUGACCUCUGACCUAAGAGUCGCUCUGACGUCUCUUGGUGCUUGUUGUUCUCACUGGAUGUGCUUUGUCUUGAUUCCCAAACUGUGAGGAAUGAAGUGUGUGUUUGUUUGUUACCUAACAAUGCAGUUAUGCUCACAUUACCAAAGUUUUUUUUUUUUAUCAUGAGCUCUGACUGCGUGAUAUGAAGUCACUUUGUGAAGUACAGCAGCAAAUGCGACUGUCCAGACAAUUUAAAUAUUGUCUACAGUAUGUAUAUUACUGCUACAAUGUGUUGUCUUUACAAAUCAGCAGGGAUUGUGUAGUUUCUAAGACCAUAGAAGGUUCUGUGUUAUAUGCAUACAAGUUAUUUUGAGGACCGCACACACCAAGCAGAAUUAGUGUUUAUAAUUUUGAGAUGCAACUGCAAUGGUCUUGCUUGUGGAUGCAUACUAUUACUGCAAUUAAGUAUUUCAUUCAUGCGAUGCAUACAUGCAGCAAGUUUACAGGAAGUACAAAUUAGAUAUGGUCAUUUGUGAAUGUCUGAACUCCACACAGGAAUAUAGGUAUGUGUUAUCUACAGUUCUGCUUUAAGUGUUGCCUUGUGUCCAGCAGUCCCAUACCCAGUCAAACGACAGCGAGGGAAUUGAAGAACGAUUAGUUGUGUAGCUUACAAAUUCUUUUGAACUAUUUGUAAAAUAUUUCAUAUCCAGAGACAGACGUUGCCAAAGAAUGGACACAGGAGCAGAAACACAUCCAUGCACUGAGGAGGAUCAGGGCCAGAGAGGGGUCAUUGUGAUUCUGUAAAGGUAUAUGACAUCUGACAUUUUUGUAACCCCGUUUGUGGUACACUGAUCAUUUGCCAAAAACUCAUUUUCAUGCUCAUCACUUCCUGCACUAUGCUGCCUGCGUAUAAGGUUUGUGUAGAAUGUACAUUUGCUGGAUUUUGGUCUGGUAUAAAUUGUUUAAUAAAAAAAAAGUAUUUUCUA
Messenger RNA from Alosa sapidissima (American shad), 2406 nucleotides. RefSeq names its product transmembrane protein 43. The record is from RefSeq and is a predicted model, not a curated record. Lineage: Eukaryota; Metazoa; Chordata; Actinopteri; Clupeiformes; Clupeidae. Gene Ontology annotation, cellular component: nuclear inner membrane. Gene Ontology annotation, biological process: nuclear membrane organization. The transcript is spliced from 12 exons. Bases 237 to 1445 code for a protein of 402 amino acids.